This is a messenger RNA of Aspergillus terreus NIH2624, 2088 nucleotides long. RefSeq lists its product as uncharacterized. Gene Ontology annotation, cellular component: cytosol. Bases 1 to 2088 code for a protein of 695 amino acids. The transcript is spliced from 6 exons. Gene Ontology annotation, molecular function: acetoacetate-CoA ligase activity. NCBI's taxonomy places the organism in Eukaryota, Fungi, Ascomycota, Eurotiomycetes, Eurotiales, Aspergillaceae. The record is from RefSeq and is a predicted model, not a curated record.
AUGAACUCUGCAAGCCCCCUGAGGGUGCAUUGGUCGCACCCGGAUCCCUCCUCAACCCCACUCUUUGCCUUCCGCGAAUAUGUCAACCAACGACGUCAGUUGCGGCUUUCGACCUUUGAUGACAUCCAGGAAUGGGCCACGAGCGACAUUGAAGCCUUUGCCGAAGACUUCUGGAACUUUUCUGGGGUAAUCUACAGCGAACGUCCCAAGGCUGUCGGUGUUGGCCUGGAUCAGCUGUGGCCACCGCCAACCUGGUUCCCCGGUGCGGCCCUCAAUUACGCAGAGAACCUGCUUGCUUUUGGUCUCAAGACCAAAGCCAACUCUAUAGCUGUCGCAGCUUAUGAGGAGGGUGACAUCACAGGCAGCAGGGAGCCUCUCAGGCUUACCUUCCGGCAGCUGGAGGACGAAGUUGCGCGCUGGGCGCACGCGUUGAAGAGGCUCGGAGUUGGCGUCGGUGACCCCGUCGGAGUCGUUUUGCCGAAUUACAUCGAUGCGCUGCUCAUCUUCCUGGCUUGCGCAGCAUGUGGCGCUGUCUUCUCCUCAACCGCGCCGGACAUGGGGGCCAGCGGAAUCAUCGACCGAUAUCGACAAUUCAAACCCGUCGUCUUUAUCUGCCAGACCGAGGUGACAUACGCCGGGAAGUACAUCGACCUCCAAGCCAAGAUGACCCAAGUCCACGCGCAGCUUAAGGAACAGGUCGCCAAAUUAUCGCACUGUGUUGUGAAUCUCCGCAACGGACAUCCUGCCCGGCUCCCGGCCGGACCUCAAGUACGAGCAGCUUCCGUUCGACCAUCCGCUUUACGUGCUAUACUCGUAAAUUUCGCUCCCCUCCCGGCUGAUGCGCCCCGUACUGACAAGGAUUCAUCAACAGCUCUGGCACUACUGGACCCCCUAAAUGUAUCUGCAGCCCACUUUUCCCAGUUUCAACGCUACUUAUCUGACACAAUUUCACUAGGCAUCUGCCACGCAGCCGGACGGGUUCUCUUGCAGCACCGCAAGGAGCAUCUCUUGCACAAGUCCUUGACGCAAGGUUCUGUAUACUACCAAUACACCACUACGGGUUGGAUGAUGUGGAAUUACCUCGUCUCGGCCCUCGCAGGCGGCACUCAAAUUGUCCUGUACGACGGGAGUCCCCUGUACCCCAAGCCCUCGUCCCAGUUAGCUAUAGUCAAACGAGAGCACGUCGAGGAUUGGGGGACAAGCCCCAAGUUCCUGGAGUCCCUCAAGGCGACUUCCUUUGCUGUACCACCCUUGCCACAGCUUGCGGUUGUCGAUGUCACCGGAUCAGCCCUCUCUGCCGAGCUGUACGACUGGUUCUACACCAAAUUCCCUUCUAGGCUUGGGCUGCUCAGUGGAUCAGGUGGCACUGACCUAGUAGGGGGCAUUCUCAUGCCAUCGCCCAUGUCGACCAUCCACGCAGGCGAGAUCGCUGGCUGUGCGCUGGGUAUGAAAGCCAGGGUCUUUGACGAUGACGGACACGACAUCACCGACUCUGGUGCCAAGGGUGAGCUGGUUAUUACACGACCAUUCUUCAGCAUGCCGCUUGGAUUUCUGGGCCCUACUGGCAACCAGGCAUAUGAGAAGUCGUACUUUUCCAAGUUCCCUGGUGUCUGGUGCCACGGGGACUUUGUGCGACGUAAUCCAGUGACCGGGGGAUUUGAGGUCCUCGGCCGGAGUGAUGGAGUGUUAAAUCCGGGUGGCAUACGAUUUGGUUCGGCAGAGCUGUACUCAAUCAUUGAGCGCUUCCCCCAAGUCCAAGACUCGGUUGCGGUGGGCCAGAAGCUACCGGAUCUGCACGAUGAACAGGUUCUUCUCUUCGUCGUCCUCCGCCAAGGUCGGCUGGAUUCAGCACUGCGUGAUGAUAUCACAGCUGCUAUUCGAACCGGCCUGAGCGCGCGCCACGUUCCCAGCCACGUGAUACAGGUCAAGGACAUCCCGUACACGACCAACGGGAAGAAGAUCGAGGGCUUGGUGCGGGAUGUUGUCUCGGGAAAGCCAGUGACACCAUCUGCCGCGGUUGCCAACCCCGAGUCUCUGGAGGAAUAUAAAAAGUAUGAACGGCUGCGGUCUAGAAUGGUUAAGGUUUAG